This is a messenger RNA of Penicillium longicatenatum, 603 nucleotides long. RefSeq lists its product as uncharacterized. The transcript has 5 exons. The record is from RefSeq and is a predicted model, not a curated record. NCBI's taxonomy places the organism in Eukaryota, Fungi, Ascomycota, Eurotiomycetes, Eurotiales, Aspergillaceae. The coding region runs from base 1 to 603 and encodes 200 amino acids.
AUGAAGUACUCCACUACAAUCCUCGCCCUCACCCUCGCGACUACGGCCACUGCAGACUGGGCCCUUUACUGCGGAGACUCUUGCACAGAUGGUACCCUCAUCGCAUCCGGUUCAGAGGCCGUCCAGUCCUGCGCAAGCCUCGGCGACACAUACGAUUACUGCUACAUUCUAGCAGAUUCCAUCUACUACGUGAACUGGUGGAAGGCAUUAUUCUACGAGAAUGCCAAGUGUGAAGUGACUGGUGUCUCUGGAGGCUUAGAGAGCGACGGGCUGUUCAAUGGCUCCUGUACAGAUGCCGGGUCAUGGAAAAGUUAUGAAGUGGCGUCUGACGCGUCACGUUCAGGAUUCCUCGCGCCCAAGGAGGGUUCUGUGAUUGAGCCUUCAUACCACCGAAAUCCGAUCCUCCCUCGAACUCUCACAAUGAAGUUGACUGCCUUCCUCACCGUGCUGUCCCUCUCCUCCUUUGUUGCGGCAGCACCUAUCUUGGACAAAGCUGCUAGAGGACUCCUUCCUUCUCCCGGUGCUGUAUUGGAAAAGGCGUAUCCGCAUAACGGUAUUCCACAGCUCGUUGGGAAGCUUGACAGACUCACUGGGGAUCAAUGA